Messenger RNA from Neltuma alba, 1572 nucleotides. RefSeq names its product cytochrome P450 716A67-like. Bases 1 to 1572 code for a protein of 523 amino acids. Gene Ontology annotation, molecular function: heme binding; oxidoreductase activity, acting on paired donors, with incorporation or reduction of molecular oxygen; monooxygenase activity. The transcript has 5 exons. The record is from RefSeq and is a predicted model, not a curated record. NCBI's taxonomy places the organism in Eukaryota, Viridiplantae, Streptophyta, Magnoliopsida, Fabales, Fabaceae.
AUGACUGGAGCAUCAACCAUAAUAGCAGUGGUGGGUGCGAUAAUAGGAGUGAUAACAGUGAUAAGAUGGGGUUGGAAGAUGACGAUGUGGCUAUGGGUUAAUCCAAAGAGGCUACAGACAGCUCUGAGACGUCAAGGUCUUGAGGCUGAUGCUUACCGAUUCUGGGUUGGUGACUUGAUCAGAAUGGUUAAGAUGCAGCAACAAGCCAAAUCCUUGGCCUUGCCAAUUCGUUCCCAUGACCUGGUCCCUCACGUCUUAUCCUUUGUCCACUACAUAACCAAUAAACACGGUAAGAAUUCAUUCAUGUGGUUGGGACCUAUGCCGAGGUUGAUCCUUACGGAUCCUCUGCUGAUAAAAGAUAUGUUCAACAGAAACUACGACUUCAUAAAACCUAACAUGAUUCCUAUUACCAAAUAUAUAUCCACUGGUCUUGCAUGCUAUGAAGGCGACAAGUGGGCUAAACACAGAAAGAUUAUCAAUCCAGCAUUCAAUUUACAACAGAUGAAGAUUCUGCUUCCAAUCGUUUGCCAAAGUUGCAAUGAUAUGAUCAACAAAUGGGAGAAUAUAUUGUCUCCAACGGAUGGAACUUGUGAAGUGGAUGUAUGGCCUUGGCUCAAGAAUUUGACAAAGGAAGUGAUUUCUCGAGCAGCUUUUGGAAGCAGCUACAAAGAAGGAAGACAAAUAUUUGAUCUCCUAACAGAACAAGCAGAACUAGUAAUGAAUAAUGUACAGAAACAUCAAAUUCCAUUAUGGAGGUUUGUACCAACUAAGGAGAACAAGAGGAUGAAGGCAAUUGAUAGAAAUGUGGAAGCUACUCUGGAGUACAUUAUCAACAAAAAGGAGGAAGCCAUGAAGGCAGGUGAAACCACACCUAAUGAUUUACUAGGGAUACUUUUAGAAUCCAAUCUCAAGGAGAUUGAGGAACAAGGGAACAAGAAGAACGUUGGGUUGAGUAUGAAAGAUGUGAUUGAUGAAUGCAAGUUGUUCUACAUAGCAGGCCAAGAAACCACUUCAGCCUUACUGGUGUGGACUAUGAUGCUAUUAAGUAAGUAUCCUGAUUGGCAAGCACGUGCGAGGGAAGAAGUCCUGCGAGUCUUUGGCAACAAAAAACCAGACUUUGAUGCACUAAGUCGCCUCAAGAUUGUUACAAUGAUCCUGUAUGAGGUUUUGAGGUUAUAUCCACCAAUAGUACGGGUAGAGCGGUAUGUUGAAAAAGACAUGAAACUUGGGAACUUGUUAGUUCCCGGCGGAGUACAGAUUUGCAUACCAAUACUUAUGAUGCACCAUGACCAACAGUUGUGGGGAGAUGAUGCCAAAGAGUUCAAACCAGACAGGUUUUCUGAAGGAAUCUCAAAGGCAUCAAAAGGUACUCCUGUUGCCUUCUUUGCAUUUGGAGGGGGUCCUCGAAUCUGCAUCGGGCAGAACUUUGCCUUUUUGGAAACUAAAAUGGCGUUGUCUUUGAUUCUACAAUGUUUCUCCUUCGAGCUUUCCCCAACAUAUUCUCAUGCUCUCACUACCGUCAUCACUCUUCAGCCUCAACAUGGUGUUCAACUCAUUCUGCAUAAAUUGUAA